UACUAUACAAUAUAUUUUUGCGCAGAAAAGUUUUAAUUAUGUACGGAUUGUACAGUAUAAAAUGUUUUCAUCUCUACGUGUUUUUGCAGUCUAUGAAUAGGUGUAUUAAAGUUCGUUGGCAAAAAAUUGAAUUUGGUUGGACUCAAAAUGGCGCUAACUAUGCAAGGUGGUGUAAAAAUACCCAUUAUUGGAUUAGGAACGUUUCAGGCUACAAAUGAGUCUGAACUCGAAACAGCUCUUAACGAAGCCCUAGAAAUCGGUUACAGACACAUUGACACUGCAGCCCUUUAUGGCAACGAGCACGUCAUUGGUAGAGUGCUAAAACAAUGGUUUACAGCUGGAAAAUUAAAAAGGGAAGACGUAUUCAUCACGACGAAGCUUGGUAUGAACAAAAUCCACCCAGAUCUCGUGGAAGAAGGCCUGAAAGAGUCUUUGCAAAAACUCCAGCUCGAUUACGUCGAUUUAUAUUUGAUUCAUUUCCCUAUUUACAUGAAAGGCGAAUUCGGAAAAGGAAAUAUAGAACCGCAGCCUACAGAUCAUCUGGCAAUCUGGAAAAAAAUGGAAGAGCAAGUAGAUGCCAAGCGAGCUAGAACCAUUGGAAUUUCAAACUGGGGUAUACACCAAAUCGAGCGGCUAAUUAAAAACGCUAGAAUUAAACCGGCCAAUACACAAAUUGAGCUCCAUCCUUACUUCCAACAAAAAGAAUUAGUUGAAUUUUGUCGUAAAAAUAAUAUUGUGGUUGUUUCUUAUUCUUCUCUUGGUUCUCCUGGGACUGGUGAAUAUCUCAACAAAAGAUACGGCAGAACUAUCCCUAUGCCAAAUAUACUUGAAGAUCCAGUGUUAAUCAAACUAGCAGAGAAGCAUAAAAAAUCUACUGCGCAAGUGAUUCUACGUUAUCUAACUCAAAAAGAUAUCGUCGUUAUACCGAAAAGUAUUAAUCCUCAAAGACUGAGACAAAAUUUUGAAAUUUUUGAUUUCAAGUUGGAUGCAGACGAUAUCAAAGCUAUGGAAGGUUUAGAUAAAGGUGCUAAAGGAAGGAUAUUUCAUCAUAGUUUUCUGCAUCCAAAAAUUACUGAUCAUCCAGAGUUUCCAUAUAAAGAGUAAUUUCAUGAAAUACUGUAAUGUAAUAAUUGAAUUAACUAAAAAUCCAGCUAGCAUAGAAUAUACAUUGUUUAUGUUUAUAAUAUAAAUAAAGUUUAAGUAAAUUUUA
Messenger RNA from Psylliodes chrysocephalus, 1210 nucleotides. NCBI's taxonomy places the organism in Eukaryota, Metazoa, Arthropoda, Insecta, Coleoptera, Chrysomelidae. The record is from the annotation of a GenBank genome assembly.